Arctia plantaginis is the source of this 267-nucleotide messenger RNA. The record is from the annotation of a GenBank genome assembly. NCBI's taxonomy places the organism in Eukaryota, Metazoa, Arthropoda, Insecta, Lepidoptera, Erebidae.
AUGCAAUAUGAAAAUAUUAAAAUAUAUACAUACACACAUAAUGAUUACAGCUUCUUAACUUUGAAUAGUAUUUCUCGCGAGGAAACUGGUCGCUUAGUGAAUAUCGUCGAAAACAAUGAUCAUAUUGCUGUUGAGGGUUCUUACUUUGAUAACGACCCCGAUGGAAGAGAUGUAAUUGUCAAAUAUACUGCUGACGAAAAUGGAUAUCGUAUUAUUGGUUCGAAGUCGAAUUUCCUUUAUAAGUUCUUACAUUACCUGGUAAUGUAG